AUGCAGCAGCUCAUGCCUAUUGGUUUGAGGGGUCUUCUUCCAGAUGAUAUCACAGCUGUAAUAUUUGAGUUGUCUGCUUAUUUUCGAGGGAUAUGUUCUAAAGUGCUUCAUGUUAACGAGUUGGACCAUAUGGAAAAAUCAAUUGGGAUUACUCCAUGCAAAAUGGAGAUGAUCUUUCCACCAGGGUUUUUCACGGUUAUGGUUCAUUUAGUAGUCCAUCUAGCAACUGAAUGUAAGCUUGGUGGACCAGUUAACUAUAGAUGGAUGUAUUUUAUUGAGAGGUACCUAGGAAAAUUGAAAUCAUAUGUUCGGAACAAAGCAUAUCCAGAAGCUUCAAUAGCAAAUUCAUUCUUGGCAGAUGAGUGUAUGGUGUUUUGUUCUAGGUACAUAGAAGGUUUCGCUACCAAGCAUAAUAAACCAUCAAGGAACGAUGAUAGUUUGGACCAUACCCAAUCGAAGAUGGUUGGACAAGAUUCAUCUUUAUUCCCUUCAGUAGGGAAAUCAUUGGGAAAACCAGCCAAUUUUGAAUUAAGUCAUCUAGAGAAAUUGCAAGCGCAUAGAUAUGUGUUGUACAAUUGUGAUGUUGUUAAUCCAUAUCUAAAGGAACAUGCUUCUAAUCUGAAACGAAAGAGACGCGACCGUCGCCUAACUCCUAAAGAUAUUGAGCAGAUACAUAAUAAAGAAUUUCUAGAAUGGUUUAGACAACAUAUCUUGCAUUUAGAAGAAAAAAAUGGAUCCGACAGCAUUAACGAAGACAUUAGAUGGUUGGCACGAGGUCCAUUGGAGUUUGCAAGAAGACAUAGAGCAUAUAACAUAUGUGGGUUCAGAUUUAGGGCCAAAAGGAUUCUUGAUAUCAUAGAGAUCGAUUAUUAUGGAAGAUUUUCAGUGAGGUGA
Zea mays is the source of this 894-nucleotide messenger RNA. RefSeq lists its product as uncharacterized. The record is from RefSeq and is a predicted model, not a curated record. The coding region runs from base 1 to 894 and encodes 297 amino acids. The transcript has 6 exons. NCBI's taxonomy places the organism in Eukaryota, Viridiplantae, Streptophyta, Magnoliopsida, Poales, Poaceae.